Messenger RNA from Saprolegnia diclina VS20, 751 nucleotides. RefSeq lists its product as hypothetical. The record is from RefSeq and is a predicted model, not a curated record. Lineage: Eukaryota; Oomycota; Saprolegniomycetes; Saprolegniales; Saprolegniaceae. Gene Ontology annotation, molecular function: protein binding. The transcript has 7 exons. Bases 12 to 713 code for a protein of 233 amino acids.
CUGAAACGCUCAUGGAGAUCACGGAAGACUUGAUCAAGCGCCGGAGCAACCACUUUGACGUUGCGUGUGUGCAGCGCCUCAACCUCGCGAAAGCCGGCUUGAACAAGAUAGGUAACCUCGCAGGCUGCUCGGCGCUAAUCGAACUCAACCUGUCGCACAAUCAGUUAUCGAGUCUGCGGGGGCUUCCUUCGCUCUCUACUCUCCGCAGCCUCGACCUCUCCCAGAACGCACUCGCAUCGAUCGACCCUUUUCCGCUACUGCCCGCACUCGAGGAGCUACGUCUUGACGGAAACCCGCUCACCAAUGGUGUGGACUGGGUGUCCCUCCAGAGCAAAGUGCCACAACUGCGCCGUCUCUUUGUGCGAUCGCGUGCAGCUGCCAAAAGCAGCGUGAGCGACAACGACGAAAGCUACCAUGCGACCCUCCAGCACGCUUUCCCAAAGCUCGAAUUCCUCGAUGGGGAAGCCCUCGCCCUCCGCCAUGUUGGCCGAGCGAACGUGUCGGCCGUGGACGCCCCCGAAGUCAACAACCUCGAUAAGGAGCUCGCAGCGGCGAGCUGGGGACCACUGGACUGGACGCUCGAGCCGCAAGACGCGGGGUUUAUCGACAAGUGCAAGAGACCCCUCCGCGCGCUUCUCCAAGAAUGCGAGUGCGAUCUCCACGGCGACUCCAAAGAGCUGCUGCAAAAGAUGCAAGACCUCUUGAACGAAUAACUGUUGCCUAUAGUGUACACUGUCUUGUUGUCAUCGAC